AUGUCUGACGCCGCUGAGACUAAGCCCGACCCCACCACCAGCGCUCCUGAGGAGACGACAAAGAAGGCGGAGGAGACCACCACUGCCACUGAAACUUCCAAGGUGGAGGAAGUUAAGGCCUCUGCCGAGUCUGCCGCUGAGUCUGCUACUGAAACCGUGAAGGAUGCGACUGCCAAGACGUCUGACAGCGUCUUCGCCAUGUUCGGUGGCGGCCCCAAGAAGGAGAAGAAGGAGGAUGAGGAGGAGGUAAAUGAGCGCUCUGGUUCUUCCAAGGCCCAGAAGGGUGAAGAUGAAGAAGAGGCUCCCGAGUCCCCUGAGGUUCACUUCGAGCCCGUCAUCCGCCUUACGGAGACUGUUGAGACCAAGACCAACGAAGAGCUCGAAGAGCAGACCUUCAAGAUGCGCGCCAAGCUCUUCAGAUUCGACCGUGAUAGCAAGGAGUGGAAGGAGCGUGGCACUGGUGAUGUUAGACUGCUGAGGCACAAGGAGAACGGCAAGAGCCGUCUGGUGAUGCGCAGAGACAAGACCCUGAAGGUCUGCGCCAACCACUACAUUGUCCCCGACAUGAAGCUCAGCCCCAACGUUGGUAGCGACCGCAGUUGGGUUUGGAACGCUGCUGCAGACGUCAGUGAGGGUGAGCCUGAGCCUUGCACUCUGGCCAUUCGGUUUGCCAACAGUGAGAAUGCCAACCUCUUCAAGGACGCUUUCGAGUCGGCUCGUGAGGAGAACGCGAAGCUUCUCAAGCAGUAG
Messenger RNA from Aspergillus puulaauensis, 750 nucleotides. RefSeq names its product Ran GTPase-binding protein YRB1. The record is from RefSeq and is a predicted model, not a curated record. Gene Ontology annotation, biological process: nucleocytoplasmic transport. Lineage: Eukaryota; Fungi; Ascomycota; Eurotiomycetes; Eurotiales; Aspergillaceae. Bases 1 to 750 code for a protein of 249 amino acids. Gene Ontology annotation, molecular function: GTPase activator activity. Gene Ontology annotation, cellular component: cytoplasm; nuclear pore. The transcript has 4 exons.